Durusdinium trenchii is the source of this 1344-nucleotide messenger RNA. The record is from the annotation of a GenBank genome assembly. Lineage: Eukaryota; Dinophyceae; Suessiales; Symbiodiniaceae.
AUGAUUUUUCCUGAAUUUCCGGGAAAAUCUGUCUCAUCUCCCCUGGUCGUAUACUGGCAGAUCUCGCAGAUUCCACACAACACCCCGACAUGGCUCCUUGUGAGCGCUCUUCAUUCCACAACACCCCUGUCACCCCACCUGUCACCCGGGCGCGGAGCGCGCGCGCGGCUCGGGGCGGCCGUCCAGGAGCUCCUGAGUUACGCCUAUGGCGCUGAGUUGGGAAAGACUGGACAUCAACUGGCCGGGCACGCGGUGGAUGAGGUGGACGUGCAAAGCGUCUUGGAGGGCGGCAGUAGCUUGCUCUAUGGUGAACUGCUGCCGGAAGGCGUCCGCCGUUUGCAGGAGGCCUUCUUUGAGGAGCAAGAGCUGGAGGGGCCCAUCUUGGAGCUGGGCAUGGGCACCGGAAAGGUCGCUUUGCAGCUCUUCCUCGCCCCGUCCGCGACUCCGCAGACCGCCGAGCGCCGCGUCUACGGCGUCGAGCUGGCGCCCUCGCGCUACGCGCGCGCCGCGGCGGCGGCGGAGCGGCUCAGUGGCCGCUGGCCGGAGCGCUUCCGCCGCGAGGUGAUCAGUGACACCUCCUGCUGCCUCUGGGACAGCGUCCACGGCACGCCAGCGGCGCGCUGCGACCUGGUCUGCGGGUCCUUGCUGGACACCCCAGAGAAGCUGCUGAGAGAAGCGGCUGCCGUGGUGCUGGAGGUGUGCUUACCCAGCGACGUACAGAACGACGCAGGUCGGAUGCUGCAGGCCUUACCGAACGGAUGCCGCGUGGUGAGUUACUCCGCGCUGCAUCAGCUGACGCCACACUGUCGCCUCCGGCCCGUGGGCGAUGGAGGCCUCACCUUGCCCAGCUCCUGGAAACCCAGCGGCCACCUCUUCGCCUUCUACGAAGCCAACGACGCCGGGCUCGGCGCGGCCGACGCCCCGCGCCUCGCGGAGCUCCGCGGCAGCGGCGGGUGCCCCAGCCGCGCGCGGCGGCUACGGUACACGGACGAGGUCCUGGGAGCUCCCGAGUUGGAGGUCUAUCCAUGGCAGAAGGGCGAUCAGGUCCUCGUCGGUUACUCUUGGCUACCGUUUCCAGACUUGGGCGAUCCCGACGAGGCGACGUGCGGCACCUUGGACGGAGUGACCUGGAUGGAUGCCGUGGUGGUCCUGGUCCAUGAGGACUGCUACGUGAACGUGUGCUACGAGGAAAGCGCCGCCAACUGUCCCGAAGAAAGAGGCGUUGCCGAAAGCGGAAGCAGCUCCCAAAAAAGGGGUGCCGAAGAAAGGCGCAGGGAAAGGCAAAGCUGCAGCAAAGGCAAAGCAAGGGGCCGCGCCAAAAGCCAAAGGAAAGGCGAAAGGUAG